AUGGCUGAUUCUGCAUCUGUAGCUUUCAUUAUGUCUGAGCCCAUAGUCCCUCUUAACAUCAUCAAGGGUGCCGGCCACGAGUUCAUCCCCCUGCCUGAGGGUGAGAAUGCAACGGUUGCCGAUUUCCACUCAAUCCGGACGAAAACCACCUCCUCCCCUGCUCAUUUCACUUCCGGCUUUUACAAGAUCGUCGCUGGGCCCUCUCGUCCCGCGCACUACACUUUCGAGGAAACCAAGUAUGUCCUCAGUGGUCAGAUAGAUAUCUUGGACGAGGCCACUGGCAUCACGCAUCACCUCGUUCCCGGAGACUUCGCCUUCUUCCAUGUGGGUUCGAAGGUCAAAUUCUCAACCAAAUCCGAAGGUCUCGCCUUUUACGCAGUAACGCGGCCCGUCAGGGUUCCUCACCCCAACUUGCAGGGCCGAGAGGAGGACGUGAGGGCAAAGCUUUAA
This is a messenger RNA of Colletotrichum higginsianum IMI 349063, 450 nucleotides long. RefSeq names its product Ethanolamine utilization protein. The record is from RefSeq and is a predicted model, not a curated record. NCBI's taxonomy places the organism in Eukaryota, Fungi, Ascomycota, Sordariomycetes, Glomerellales, Glomerellaceae. The transcript has 6 exons. Bases 1 to 450 code for a protein of 149 amino acids.